AUCUCCGUGGGUUCCACCUUGGUUUGAUUUGGUUGACACGAUUCUUCCUUACGUGACGUCUUCUUCUUCAAUUUUCGAAACGACGCGUUUCAUUUCUUCUUCUGCAUUUCAUAUGAACCAAGGAAUAAGCUUGAAGCCGUGACUCGUGGAAGCUUCUUCAUCUUUAGUCCGCCGUUCAUAAAUGGCUCUGCAAGUACUCGGCUGUACGAGCCGCCCAAUCCGCGUCUCCCUUCACCGGUGUUCUGUUAUCUCUACCAGUGACAACAUCAGAAGGAAGAAUCUCCGAUUUGUUAGAAACCCGAGAUUGUCGUUUUCUCUUCAAUCUUCAAGUAGAAAUUACCGGUUACCUUCGAUUAAUUGCUCGACGGUGAAUGGAGCAGUAGCGGAAACUGCGGAAUAUUACGAAGGAGAAGGAGAUAACGUUUCAGUUCCUGAGAAAAUUAGGCAAUGUAUCGAUUUCAUCCGGACGAUUUUACCAGGUGGAAGCUGGUGGAGUUUCUCCGAUGAGGUUGAUGGUAGGUUCAUUGCGAAGCCUGUGACUGUUUGGCGUGCGUUAACUCGGAUGUGGGAACUUGUGGCUGAGGAUCGUUGGGUUAUCUUCGCUGCGUUUUCCACUCUUAUAGUAGCCGCGCUUUCAGAGAUAACUAUUCCGCAUUUUUUAACUGCUUCGAUCUUCUCGGCACAAAGUGGUGAUAUCGCUGUGUUUCGUCGAAAUGUCAAGCUCUUGGUUACGUUAUGUGUUACUUCAGGCAUUUGCAGUGGCAUACGAGGAUGCUUCUUUGGGAUUGCUAACAUGAUACUUGUGAAACGAAUGAGGGAAACACUAUACUCCACUCUUCUCUUCCAGGAUAUAUCAUUUUUCGACUCUCAAACUGUUGGUGACUUAACAAGCAGACUUGGAUCAGACUGUCAACAAGUCUCGAGGGUCAUCGGAAAUGAUCUGAACAUGAUAUUCCGCAAUGUUCUUCAGGGUACAGGGGCAUUGAUUUAUUUGCUAAUUUUGUCUUGGCCACUUGGGCUGUGCACGUUGGUGAUAUGCUGUAUUUUGGCAGCGGUUAUGUUCGUUUAUGGGAUGUACCAAAAGAAGACAGCAAAGCUAAUUCAGGAGAUCACAGCUUCUGCAAAUGAAGUCGCUCAAGAGACAUACUCUUUGAUGAGAACCGUUCGCGUAUAUGGGACAGAGAAGCAAGAGUUUAAAAGGUAUAAUCACUGGCUUCAGAGAUUAGCGGAUAUAAGUUUGAGACAGAGUGCUGCAUACGGUAUUUGGAACUGGAGCUUCAACACUCUAUACCAUGCAACUCAGAUUAUUGCUGUCCUGAUUGGAGGAUUGUCUAUCUUAGCUGGUCAAAUAACAGCAGAGCAGCUGACAAAGUUUCUGUUGUAUAGUGAGUGGUUAAUCUAUGCUACAUGGUGGGUGGGAGAUAAUUUAUCAUCUUUGAUGCAAUCAGUUGGAGCGAGUGAAAAGGUCUUCCAAAUGAUGGAUCUCAAGCCAAGUGAUCAAUUCAUAUCAAAAGGAACGAGACUGCAGAGACUGACAGGACAUAUUGAGUUUGUAGAUGUGUCGUUCAGCUACCCUUCAAGAGAGGAGGUGGCAGUGGUUCAAAACGUAAGCAUGUCCGUGCAUCCUGGUGAAGUGGUAGCAAUCGUUGGUCUAAGUGGCAGUGGCAAAAGUACACUGGUUAAUCUUUUGCUGCAACUGUACGAACCAACAAGUGGUCAGAUUUUACUAGAUGGGGUUCCUUUGAAAGAGUUGGAUGUCAAGUGGCUAAGGCAAAGAAUCGGAUACGUGGGGCAGGAACCAAAGCUCUUCCGCACGGACAUCAGUUCCAACAUCAAGUACGGAUGUGAUCGUAAUAUAUCGCAAGAAGAUAUAAUAUCGGCCGCAAAGCAAGCCUAUGCACAUGAAUUUAUCACAGCACUUCCCAAUGGUUACAACACAAUUGUUGAUGAUGAUCUACUCAGUGGAGGGCAGAAACAACGGAUUGCCAUUGCUCGUGCCAUCCUCAGAGAUCCUAGAAUUCUCAUCCUCGAUGAAGCCACAAGUGCACUCGAUGCAGAGAGCGAACACAACGUUAAGGGCGUACUUCGUUCUAUCGGAAACGACUCAGCAACAAAGAGAAGUGUCAUAGUGAUAGCACACAGACUUUCUACGAUUCAGGCUGCGGAUAGAAUAGUGGCUAUGGACAGUGGACGCGUCGUCGAGAUGGGCAAUCACAAAGAACUUUUGAGCAAAGAUGGCUUAUACGCGAGAUUGUCGAAGAGACAAGCCGAUGCUGUCGUAUGAUUGAUCCUGCACAUGCUAAACUAUUCAUGAAUAGUCAUGAUUAUGUUUUUGAAUGGUCAUGACGAAAGACGAAUACUGUAAUGAUGGAGAAAUUGUGUAAAGGUGUAACCAUAGAAAAUUCUUAUUUAACACAAAUCGUGUCGUUUCCUUACAAUUAA
Arabidopsis lyrata subsp. lyrata is the source of this 2442-nucleotide messenger RNA. Its product is annotated as ABC transporter B family member 26, chloroplastic. Gene Ontology annotation, biological process: transmembrane transport. Gene Ontology annotation, cellular component: membrane. The transcript has 18 exons. Gene Ontology annotation, molecular function: ATP hydrolysis activity; ABC-type transporter activity; ATP binding. Bases 182 to 2284 code for a protein of 700 amino acids. The record is from RefSeq and is a predicted model, not a curated record. Lineage: Eukaryota; Viridiplantae; Streptophyta; Magnoliopsida; Brassicales; Brassicaceae.